Molecule: messenger RNA, 1904 nt
Organism: Alligator mississippiensis (American alligator)
Lineage: Eukaryota; Metazoa; Chordata; Crocodylia; Alligatoridae
Product: versican core protein
Exons: 11
Coding region: 1-1002 (333 amino acids)
Source: RefSeq, a predicted model, not a curated record
AUGGCGAACAUUAUGGUGACUCUCAUAACCAGUGAGAAGGUACUCCCCACCAAGUUCACAUUGAAUUGUCCUCAAGCCCCUUGUUGGCACUACUGGCAAGGACAUUGCUAUUGCGUUGAAAGGAGUCGUACUGGAACUUGGAUUGAAGCAUUGCGAUACUGCAAACGAUAUCGAGACACAGAACUAUUAACAAUCACGAAUCCUUCAGAAAAAAUGUGGAUUUUACAGUUGCCUCUGGACAAUUUUUGGAUUGGAUUGAAUAAUUUGGAAGAUAUGACUAAUUUUAGAUGGUCCGAAGGAUCACCAGCAGAUCUGACAGCACCCUGGUCUUGGAUCACACACCCAGUUCAGCCAAACACUACGUACUGUGUGAAAAUUUCUAACGGCAACUUGAUUCCUUUGGACUGUAAUGCCAAGGCCCAUUGGAUAUGCAAGAGAAGUGCAGAUGUUGAGCGAUAUCAAGAACAUAAAGCCAAAGUCCUUCUCUCAUCAACACGUGAUCCAUUAGAAGUACAUGCAGAUUUGCACUUUGCUAAAGAAGCCUGCCUGGAACUUAGGGAGAAGUGCACAGGAAUUUCUACCUGGCAGAAUGCUUAUGUCCUUGCUAGAGGAACAGAAUUGAUGAAAAGUGAAGAGAGCAAUUCCUACGCCUACGUAAAAUCAGAUUGUGCUAUGGGUUACUUCGGAAAGGAUUGUUCGUCUGUGUGCAGUUUAUGUUACAAUAAUGGCCUCUGCAAUCCAUACACAGGCACUUGCAAUGAUUUCCACUUUUGCAGUGCCCAGAGUGCACCAACAGCCUGUCAAAGAGAAAUGAAAAGUGUAUGGUGCCCACGUUUUCCUGGUUGGUCGUAUUGGGAAGGCAACUGUUACUUUGUGAGCACAGAAGCCUCUGUCAGUUGGGUAAAAGCAAGGCAGAUGUGUAGAAGAUUCAGAAGUGCAGAUCUGCUGUGGAUUGGGAGUCAAAAAGAACUGGUAUUUCUUAUAUUUGGUGGGGAAGUGUGAAUGAAACACAAAAAAAGAAGAAAAUUCAUAUAUAUUUUCCAUUGUCUGAACUAUAAUCUUAGACUCGAAUCUAAUGUUUUAGACCUUGCAGCAGUAAAUACCACUGUAUUCAAAAAAGGCAUGCUGUCUUAUGUCAUUGAUAGGCUUGGCUGUUGUCUCUAAUUACAUCUGAAACUUUUUGGAUUGGACUGAAUAGCAGGCAGCAAGAGUCUAUAUGGAUUUGGUCAAAUGGGAACUCAGCAGCCAAAGAACUUCACUGGUUACCGAUGUCUGGAGAGUCAGCUGGAAGAUGUGCCGGUAUGAAAUCAACAUCCUCAAGUAUUUUGAAGUUAAACUGUGAGAAUGAGCACAGGUGGCUCUGUAAGAAAACUGAAUCACCAAACAUUUUUGAUGCGUUUCUUGAGCAAUACCUAUCAGGGCCGCUUUCAUCAAAGAAAAUAUAUGACUCCCUUCAUGAUGCCAAGAUAGACUGUUUAUACGACAACAACUGCACAGGAGUAGUUAAAGUCUCUAAUUACUUCAGAAGAGUGGCAGGAAUUGAUGAGAUCCAUUUUUCUGAAUUGGCUGCUGACUCAGAUGUCGUUACAUAUGUGAAACAGGAAUGUUCUUUUGGAUACUAUGGAGAAAACUGUAUGCAGCUGUGUCCCUCAUGCCGUGGAAAGUUUAGGUGCAACUCAGUAAUGGGCAGAUGCCCAGAAAAGUUAAUUUGCAUGGACCAAUUUAAAGGUGAAAUUUGUGAAUCAGGCCUCACCAGUUUAAAAUGCCCUCAAGAUCCUAUCUGGUGGUAUUGGAAUGGCAAUUGUUACUACAUAGAAAGGAAAGAGAUGAUGCCAUGGGAGCAGGGCUUAGCUCAGUGUACAUUUUAUAACAAUGCUAGUCUUGCUAAGCUAGAUAAUGAAGAA